Molecule: messenger RNA, 3035 nt
Organism: Pteropus alecto (black flying fox)
Lineage: Eukaryota; Metazoa; Chordata; Mammalia; Chiroptera; Pteropodidae
Gene: BTBD1
Product: BTB domain containing 1
Exons: 16
Coding region: 1343-2347 (334 amino acids)
Biological process (GO): neurogenesis
Cellular component (GO): cytosol; P-body
Molecular function (GO): protein binding
Source: RefSeq, a predicted model, not a curated record
CUCAGAGACUGGGAAAUGGUACUAUAAACAGCAGUGCCAUUUGCUGGGUACGUGACCUUGACAAAGCAUGUAACCUCGCUGGGCCUCGUCUAUACAACUGAUGGCGCACCUACCAGUUUUGCUUAAAGGAUCUUGCUUAAGGACCUAAUACUUAUAAAAGGAAAAGAAACUUAGAAAGAUGUCACUAGCUCAGAAAUGAAGACCUUAACAGAGUACCUGCCCGGCCAGUUCUGUUUCACCUUGACCACUUGCUGUCUCAGAAGACGUCCUGAAGCUGGUCUCCAUGUGCCUGGACAUCUUGGAAUUAGGUUUACCGCACUGAGGCGUUAACUGCAAUGUGCCUCUCACUGAAAGGGGUCCUGCGUCGCUGCUACGCGUGAGACGAGAAAGAAGGUUCAAAGAAGAAAUGAAACCGGAUCCAUAUCUUAAGUCACUAAGAUGACUGGACACUGUGAACAUGGCCUAACGGAGUAUACCUCUGCACAGAGCAGGACCUCUGCCUGUGUCCCGGAUCUGACAUCAUGGCUCACGUGCUCUCACCAAGGGGACACGCACCAGAGGCAUCAACAGGGCUUCCAGUUCUAGAUGAAGCACUGCCUGGCCCACUCCAAUGACCGGCCACACCAGAGACUCCUCAACGGCCCUUGAGAGCUGCUGAAAGCACCACUCCUAGGCUGAGACCCCUCCAUACCACCAUGGCCUGACAUGAGGACUUUGGAUAACCUUCGCCAUAUGACCCUGGGACUUCUGGAAAGUACCCUCAUCAGUCACAGGUUCCACAGACCACUAAUACCUACCAAUAACUGAGGCAAAAACUCAAAUUCCACAUGCCUGCAGCUGGAAUGGGUGCCAGGCACCAGUCAGAAACCCGUCUUCCGUGUCAGACUUUGCUGAUAGGUCUGGUGGGAAGAAAGCUACAACUAAUUCGACUAAUUCCAAGCCAAGUGAAUGCCUGCUAUGUGCAAGGCUGCAUGCUGGGCAGGACAAUACCACGGAGUCAAGAAAAGCUUCAAAGAGGGGGCGAGGCUUUGGACCAGCCAUGAUGAACAAAUAGAAGCUGGCCAAGCGGACAAGGAAAAGAUGGGGGCUUUCCAGGCCAUGGAGACAGCACAUGUUAAAGCUCUCUGAAGAAUAAUACAGAGCCAUUUAUGGAUGAAGAAACUGGGGCUCGAAGAGCCACCAGGCCAUAAGGAGGCCCAAGCAGCCAGGUGGAGAGGCCAAAAAUGGGAAGAACUAAGGCCCCUAGCUGACGGCCUGAGCCGAGAUCCCAGCCAGGAACCAGCACCAACAUGGAAGGAGAUUUCUAUAUUCAGAUGAAGUUCAAAUUGGCCCAGAAACAGUUAUGACCACUCUUUAUACUGCUAAGAAAUACGCAGUCCCAGCCUUGGAAGCACACUGUGUGGACUUUCUCACCAAGCAUCUCAGGGCAGAUAAUGCCUUCAUGCUACUUACUCAGGCUCGACUAUUUGAUGAACCUCAGCUUGCUAGUCUUUGUCUGGACACAAUAGACAAAAGUACAAUGGAUGCAAUCAGUGCAGAAGGCUUUACCGAUAUUGACAUAGACACACUCUGCGCAGUUCUAGAAAGAGACACACUUAGUAUUAGAGAAAGUCGACUUUUCGGAGCUGUUGUACGAUGGGCAGAAGCGGAAUGUCAAAGACAACAAUUGCCCGUGACCUUUGGAAACAAGCAGAAAGUUUUGGGAAAAGCACUGUCCUUAAUCCGGUUCCCACUGAUGACCAUUGAGGAGUUUGCAGCAGGUCCUGCUCAGUCUGGAAUUUUGUCAGAUCGCGAAGUGGUGAAUCUCUUUCUUCAUUUUACUGUCAAUCCUAAACCCCGAGUUGAGUACAUCGAUCGACCAAGAUGCUGCCUCCGCGGAAAGGAGUGCUGCAUCAACAGAUUCCAGCAGGUGGAGAGCCGCUGGGGCUACAGCGGGACAAGCGAUCGGAUCAGGUUCACAGUUAAUAGAAGAAUCUCUAUAGUCGGAUUUGGUUUAUAUGGAUCUAUUCAUGGCCCCACGGAUUAUCAAGUGAAUAUACAGAUCAUCGAAUAUGAGAAAAAGCAAACCCUGGGACAGAAUGAUACUGGAUUUAGUUGUGACGGGACUGCGAACACAUUCAGGGUCAUGUUCAAAGAACCCAUAGAGAUCCUGCCCAGUGUGUGCUACACAGCAUGUGCAACACUCAAAGGGCCAGAUUCCCAUUAUGGCACAAAAGGAUUGAAGAAAGUAGUGCACGAAACACCUACUGCAAGCAAGACGGCUUUUUUCUUCUUUAGUUCCCCCGGCAAUAAUAAUGGCACUUCAAUAGAAGAUGGACAAAUACCAGAAAUAAUAUUUUACACAUAAUUUAGCAUUGUGAUACACCUUGGCUAAAUAGUACCAUACAGUCUAGUUUCAAAGGCAUAGAAAACUGGCCACAAAAAAGAGUUUGAGUGUUAUGAAUAUUUAUAAUUUUAAGAUAAGAAACAUUUUAGUUUCUUAGAGGAAAUAGGUAAAUAAAUGGUGAUCUAAACUGCUGCAUGAUUUAAAGGCAGAUUUUCCAUUUUCUUACAACCUUAGGGGGAAAGAUUACCUGGGUUUAAUAGUUUAAAAAAAAAAAAAGCAGCUAUUUCAGCUUUAUCUUGUAUAAUUUCGUAGAUACUGACUCGUGAUCUUUCAACAGUUUUGUUAUCGAAAGAAUUUUGUUUUAUGUAGCUAGUUUGUUUUUAACUAUUUCGAAGGUUAAAUGAGAUGGGCAUUUGGCUUAACUAUUUUGAAGGUUACAGGAGAUGAGAUGGGUCAGUAUUCUAUUAACUCAAAUAACUAAUUUCAGACAAUUAAGAAAACUGACAUAUUUGGAGUUUUGAAAUAUCUGAUUGUUAGCAUUUGAAAUAUUGCUAGAAAUAGGCCUAAUAAAUGCCCAAGAAAAUUUUCAAUGCAUUUACAGCAAAGGAUAUUCUGUAAUAGUAUAGUAAUGUGUUACAUAGUACAGUUUUAAACUACAAGUAGAAUUAGUACAAAUUCACAAUAAUGUAAUAUAAAGAAAAGAUCUGAA